This is a messenger RNA of Nematostella vectensis (starlet sea anemone), 3446 nucleotides long. Its product is annotated as IQ motif and SEC7 domain-containing protein 1. The record is from RefSeq and is a predicted model, not a curated record. Bases 101 to 2779 code for a protein of 892 amino acids. NCBI's taxonomy places the organism in Eukaryota, Metazoa, Cnidaria, Anthozoa, Actiniaria, Edwardsiidae. Gene Ontology annotation, biological process: regulation of ARF protein signal transduction. The transcript is spliced from 17 exons. Gene Ontology annotation, molecular function: protein binding; guanyl-nucleotide exchange factor activity.
CCAUGCACCCCAUCCACAAGGGUAUAGGAAGUAAACAAGAUGGCGGGCAAACGAGCUCUCGAGAACACGCCAAGUUGAGCUUAAAUUGAAUUCAAUUACUAUGGCGUCUCAAGACGCCACUAGAGAAGCACUGGGACUUAUAGAGAACCUCAAGAUAUGUAUUCUCAAGCAAGACCAAAUAAUACGGGCAAAGAAUUCUGAGAUUAAAUCGUUGAAUUCGGCUGUUGCAAGUUUGGAGGAAGAGAGGAGAAAACUGAAACAGGAGUUGGCUAAACUGAAGGGGGAGACUUCAUCUGUGGUUUCAGAUGAUGACGAGAAAAGUAAUGACCACGUACGUACACCACCUAAAGAUGGUUCAUCUUUCAAAACACCCCCAACUUCUCCAUCUAUACUUAUCACAUCAGAAAAGGGUGGUCAGAAUGCCUUACUUGCAUCUAUUAAAUCCACACCUACUCUUUCAAGGAGAGAAUCUGGCAAAGGUAGCUUAAAACGAGGAAGCGAUGUUUCAAGAUCACAGUCAUUCAAGAAGUAUGAGUUGUCCUCUGAUUUGAUGGACAGGACCAUACAGGUCUUGGAGAGGAAAUAUGGGGGUAAAGAAAAGGCCCAUGAUUCAGCGAAGGUGAUACAGAGCUACUGGAGGCAGUAUAGUAUGAAUAAACGAUUUAGAAGAUUGAGGACAUACUCUGAGACACCCAUCAAAACAGGAGCAUGGGUUAAAUCUCAUAGCGAUCCACCAAUAGUGAAUGACACUGUGGUGCAAAGAACACCAGUUCUGAGAAUAAAGACUGCCCAUGUUACUGAUAAGGACAAUCGAGUUCGGUCUGUGCUGAUUAUUGACAAUAUAUCACAAGCUCCAGACACUCCAGCUACGUUAAAAAGUUCAUCUGACUCUGUUGUAAAUAGUGUUGGUUCCGUAGGCUUGGUCGCUGAAGGUGCUUUAGUUCAAGAGGAAAGGAUACCAUUUGAAGAAGAUGAUGAGAAAAGUAGUGAAAAAUUCCAGGAGACGGAACAUUACUUGAAAGUGGAAAUGAAAGCUGACGAAAGUAUUGUUAAUAGUCCGAGUGGAAGUUUUGAUUCUGAUACACACAUGAAUGGUGAUGUGCAGAGAGGAAGAGGACACCUUGAUGAGUCUGAUGAUUCAGCUGGUGAGGAUUACCACCCUCCAAUGGAUGCUGUUAGCCUGGACAGUGCAGAUGGGAUUUGUUUAUCCUCAGAGAAGGCCAUUGCCCAAGAUGCUGUCAGUAUCAGUUCUGAGUUUGAUCCAGUGCCAGCGGCAGAUCUCAAACCACAGAAGCUUGAAAUGAGGAUUGGCAUUAAUCAAUUUAAUAGAAAGCCUGAGAAAGGUGUGACUUACCUGAUUGCCCACCAAGUGAUAGAUGAUAAUCCAGAAGCUGUGGCAAAGUUUCUCCUGUCAGAACAUGGAGUCAGCAAGCAGCGACUUGGGGAAUACCUGGGGAACCUGCAGAAUGAUUUUAACAUGGCCGUUCUAAAGUGUUUUGCUGAGAGCUUUGAUUUCACUGGGAUGGAGAUUGACGUUGCCCUUAGGACAUUCCUUGCACAGUUUAGAAUUCCUGGCGAGGCACAGAAAAUUGAAAGAUUAAUGGAGGUCUUUGCAGAGCAGUAUAUUUCCUGUAAUCCCACUGACGACACCUCAGCUCAGGAUAAAGUUCUCAUCUUGGCUUUCGCAAUUGUGAUGUUAAAUACAGAUUUACACAGUCCUAAUGUCAAGAAGAGAAUGACAGAAGAAGAUUUCAUCAGGAAUUUAGAAGGGACAAAUAAUGGUGGUAAUUUCCCCUCUGAGAGUCUAGCAGGAAUUUACAGGAGAGUGUUCAAGAAAGAAUUUACUCCAGCUAGAGACCAUGUGACUAUGACAGCAAAGCUGGAAAAGAAGAUUGUAGGGAAGAUGCCAUGGACUACCCUUGCAGCCCUGCACAGGUACCUGAGAAUGCUUACACCUUUGUUUGAAAUUCGGGAUCCAAACAAGAAAGAAAAGACCCACCCUAGAGUCAUUUUUGUUUUCAAUGAUAUGAUAGUGGUGACGAAGGAACGAGGCAGGCCUGGCCAGAGAGAUGGCUACCAUUUCUACAGUUACAAGCACUCUUUCCUCCUAUCUGGCGUCAAAAUAUCUGUUUUCACUAAUGAUUACUAUCCAUGGGGCAUCCAGUUGUAUUCUAGGCUACAAAGCCAGGUUGUAGCAACGUUUAAUGCCACCGAUGAGCGCACGAGGAAAGUGUUUGUUGAGGAACUACUGGAGUGCAUUGAAGAGACAAAUGCCAUGGAAAAUGAUAGAAUAGCAACUGAGAAGCAGAGGUAUAUGGCUGGUGGCAAAUUCAUACGCACCCCAGGUACCAUGACACUACCUCACCCAAAGAAGAGUCGGGGCACAUCGCAGCCCAACCCAGACGCCAUAAGUCUGCUGGAGGGAACUUUCACCAACUCACUCGGCACGGACAGCCUUGUUAACAGCAAACACCUCUCUAAUUCCAUGCUGAAUAUCAGCGAUGCAGAUACAUCUUUCUCAUCCGAAGGAGGAAGCUUCAAGAGGUGUAACAGUUCCUCAUCGCUGGACAGUGCAUUUGUUGAUGGGGAUAUUAAUAGUGAUUCCCCAAGGAAAUAUACAACCCUGGAGCCAUCAAUGCGCAAGAAAAGCCUGUUCAAGAAGUGGCGUUCACGGAACAGCAAAGGAAACCUACCAGGCUCUCCACUUGGCAACCCCAGUCCAGAACCAAUCAGGAAAAGCUCAAACACUGCAUCAAGAAAAAUCAGUACUCCAACAUAAGAAUAGAUGAUAGUUAUCAAGUUAGUAAAAAUAGUCUCAGAGGCAACGUGUACAGUUGACGGAAUCGUAUAAGCUGGUCAAAAGAUAUCCCUGAUUUCUUUCCCAGUUGUAUAAAAAAUUGCUAUAAAGAAUGUCCUGAUUUUAAACACUUUUUUUGUAGAAUUGACAUUGCACUACACUUUGGGUUCAAAACAAGACAACAAGGUUCUAGCAGCAUUUCUCAUGGGCCAUGCACUAAAGUUUGUAAAAAAAUUGAUGAGUAGUGCCCUAGAAUCCAUGCUCAACAGUUCUCAUUCUUUUCACAGUAACAAGGGACAAAGGGAGAAGUCUAAUUCCAUAAAUUUGUAGAAAUAGUAUUCAAGGUUGUUUUCAACAAAAUUAAGAGUUAGGAAAAUUGCAUACAACUGAGGCUCAAUAGAUUCAUUGUCAUAUCGCCAUAAUGGACCUAUUUACAUAAUAAUGUUAUUUUUGGGAAUUUUUUUUCAGGAUGGGGUGAACUGGAUGCUCAUUAAUAAAGAAUUAAAAAUUCUAGUCUGUAUGAAUGUGGUAAUUACUUUUACGAAGUAAAAUUGAAUGCCAUUUGCCACUGUGUAAUACCUGUUCAUUGUUCACUUUCUAGAAUAUGUAAUUCCCUUUUAAUUGUUUAUUAAAUACUAAGUAAAGAGUU